GCCAGUCGCCGCGUUACACCCAAAACGAAAACAUUUCAUAAGUUUUUUUUUUCGCGAAAUGUUUUGCAUUGAUACGUCUGGAUUAUUUUGUUUUGUUUACCAGUUAUUGUUGUGUGCGCAUUUUAAAAGUAAAAAGCAGUAACUGCUUUUAAUAUUUUUAUCGAAAUUUUCGAAAAGUUCCGUUGUGCCUUUUUUACUUUGGAGAAAUAUUGUAGUGUUGGUUUUGUGAUAGUGAUUAUAGAAUUUGUUAUAGUUAAAAUUAAAUAAGUGAUUUAUAACAAUGAAGUUGGAUAAAAGUGUUCAACAAGGCACCUGUGUUAGUGAUGAUGAUGACAACGAUAUGGAGACGGAUGAAGAGGUGGGCCGAGGCAACCUGUUGGACGGUAUGCCGCCCAUAAACUGCGACACUACCAUAGACGACGCCGCUACCACAGGCAACAAUGACAUCGGGGACAUGACCUUCUGCCUCAGCAACUAUGUGCCCGAUUUCAUGAAGAUGUUGUUCACCAUGAGAUCGCACCACAUGCUGACCGAUGUGGUGUUGGAGGUCGGCAAUGAACUGUUCCACGUCCACAAAGUGGUGCUCGCCGCCGGCAGUCCAUAUUUUAAGGCGAUGUUCACGAGUGGUCUAAAAGAAAGCGAGAUGUCUCGCGUGCGGCUUCAGGGCGUGUGCCCUUCAGCUAUGGCGUGGCUCGUCUACUUCAUGUAUACGGGAAAAGUUCGCAUCACAGAAGUCACCGUCUGUCAGCUGCUGCCCGCCGCUACUAUGUUCCAGAUAUCAAACGUGAUGGAGGCGUGCUGCGCGUUCCUAGAGCGGCAGCUGGACCCCUCCAAUGCGAUCGGCAUCGCCAACUUCUCGGAACAGCACGGCUGCGUCAAGCUCAAGCAGAAAGCCAACCAGUUCAUUGAGAGACAUUUCACUGAGGUUUGUCGAGAAGAAGAAUUCCUACAACUGACGGCGCCUGAACUUAUAUCACUGAUCAGGAAAGAUGAACUUAACGUGAGAGAAGAAAGGGAAGUUUACAAUGCAGUAUUGAGUUGGGUGAAAUACGACGAGGACAGGCGGUACCCUCGCAUGGAGCACAUCCUGCAGGCGGUGCGGUGUCAGUACCUCACGCCCAGCUUCCUCAAGGAGCAGAUGAACACCUGUACAGUCCUCAAGAAGGUGCCCGCCUGCAGGGAGUACCUCGCCAAGAUAUUUAAGGAUCUGACAUUACAUAAAAAGCCGGUAGUGAAGGAGCGGCGACCGAACACGCCGCGCAUCAUCUACGUGGCGGGCGGAUACUUCCGACAUUCCAUCGACGUGUUCGAGGCGUUCAACCUGGACGACAACUGCUGGAGCACUCUGCCGCGCCUCACUGUGCCGCGCUCCGGACUCGGCGCCGCCUUCCUCAAGGGGCUGUUCUACGCGGUGGGCGGGCGGAACACGUCGCCGGGCUCCUCCUACGACAGCGACUGGGUGGACGUGUACAACCCCGCCACCGAGCACUGGCGCCCCUGCAGCCCCAUGGCCACGCCCCGACACAGGGUGGGCGUGGCCGUAAUGGACGGCCUAUUGUACGCUGUGGGCGGAUCCGCCGGCUCCGAGUACCACAAAUCUGUUGAAUGCUACGACCCGGAGUCGGACACGUGGACGCAGGUGGCGGCGAUGGGCAGCGCGCGGCUCGGUGUGGGCGUGGCCGUUGUCAACCGGCUGCUGUACGCGGUGGGCGGGUUUGAUGGUGCGCGCAGAGUCCGCUCCGUCGAGUGCUACCAUCCAGAAAACAACCGCUGGAGCGAUGUCGCGCCCAUGCAUGUCGCACGCAGCGGCGCAGGUGUGGCGGCACUGAACCAGUACAUCUACGUGGUGGGCGGAUACGACGGCGCGCAGCAGCUCGCCAGCGUGGAGCGCUACGACACGGAGCGCGACGUGUGGGAGUGCGUCGCCCCCGUACACGUCGCGCGCUCCGCCCUCUCCCUCACCGUGCUCGACAACAAGCUCUACGCCAUGGGCGGCUACGACGGUACUUCAUUCCUGGACAUAGUGGAAGUGUACGAUCCGGAGACCAACACGUGGAAAUUGGGUACACCGUUGACGUCGGUACGCUCGGGGCACGCGUCCGCAGUCUGCUACCAGCACGUGACGCCGCCCGCGGAGCCCCCGGAGCCCGAGCCUGCGGUCAUUCGCAAGCUAGGCAAGCGCCCCGCCCCCAAACCGGGCACCUCCUCCUCCAGCUCCACCACCAGUCGCGGCGAUGAUGUGCCCAUGGCGAAUAAUAUUAUAGGAACAUUAUCCAAUGAUAGAUACGGCUUAUAGCGCACGGACUCCGCCGCCUAGCUUGUGAUGACGUCACGUUACUGAAGCCAAGCCAGACGGUAGUGUACUGUGACUAUCCUACACAUGGACUAUAUUAAUGAUUUAACGUACAUGUUAUGAAUAAUCAUAACACGAUGACACUAAAAGGUGACCUUGAUCAACAUCACAUGACAACUAAUGUUGCACGGAUUCGACAGUAAGCAAUCGUGACAUGACACGACGUGUUAAGUAUUCGUCAUGUGCUCACUAUACGGCCACUGAAGGACUCGGACCUAUCCUAAGUUAGAGAUGAGUAGCCCAUAGUCAACCAAGCUGGCUCAGUGCGGGCAGGUUGGUUGGAUAACGACGUUUUCCUUCACCGAUAGUACUUUGGAUGUGUGUUAAGUAUUGUAUGAGUAAUAUUAGGCCGAGCUCUCAGCGAUAAUUAUAGGCUUUCUAAUGACAAUCCUUGUAAUUUAAUAUCGCAUUGACUUGACCAUGUAAUAACUGUCACUCAUUGGUCAGAAUAUGACGCUGUCAGGAUGUCAUUGUUAGUUCAAAUAUUUUCCGACAGCAUCAGAUCCUCGUGAGACUAUAGCAGCCGCCAGAAAUUGCAUCAUCAUACGUCAAAAUGACGUUUGUGCUCGCAAGUUUCUUAGUUAUGUUAACGCCUGAUAGAGGAGCUGCGCCAAUUUGUCGAUACGACGAUACAAGGUUCAACAAAAUU
This is a messenger RNA of Papilio xuthus (Asian swallowtail), 3002 nucleotides long. RefSeq names its product kelch like ECH associated protein 1 (gene Keap1). Bases 281 to 2296 code for a protein of 671 amino acids. The record is from RefSeq and is a predicted model, not a curated record. Gene Ontology annotation, molecular function: protein binding. The transcript is spliced from 13 exons. Lineage: Eukaryota; Metazoa; Arthropoda; Insecta; Lepidoptera; Papilionidae.